This is a messenger RNA of Aureobasidium subglaciale EXF-2481, 960 nucleotides long. RefSeq lists its product as uncharacterized. Bases 17 to 631 code for a protein of 204 amino acids. The transcript has a single exon. The record is from RefSeq and is a predicted model, not a curated record. Lineage: Eukaryota; Fungi; Ascomycota; Dothideomycetes; Dothideales; Saccotheciaceae.
GUAGCACACUGAGUCCAUGGUCGACCCUAACGCCAAGACUAAACAUGACCCUUUCGUCGACGUCAAGAUGGAUCUUGACAGCAAAGUCCAUGCUGUCACUCACACCGACACUGUUGCCGGCGCCAGUCCUGAACAUGCCGGACCCCCUAGGUUCGCCAGCAUGGGAGCUCAACUCGAUGGCACCCACGCUUUCCAGCAGUCCAGCAUGCCUGAUGACAUGAUGUCCGACCUCGGCGACUUUCCUGGCCACAUUCCCGGUAGCCACGAACCCUUCUUCGUCCCAUCUGUUUCCGACUACCAGAAUGUCCCCGCCUCCGGUGGCUUCGUCUACGACUACGGCGACAACGAUCCCUUCGUCAACCAGAACGUGGACUACGCUGCUACUGCUGCUGGUGCUGGCGCUCAUCCUGUUGCCAGAUCCAGCCUCUACACCUUCACCAAUGACGCUUCGAAGAUGGAGAACAGCAACAUGGCCAACUACGUCACUUCUGUUGGUGAUGCCGGUGGCUCAAGCAUGGAAACCGGUCGCGAGGAGGAAAUGGACGACACUGACUUCGAGCCCGAAACUCUUGUUGCCGAGUUUGCUCAACCUAUCAUUCCAGGCAUGGAGAAGUACGAGAACCUCUCUUAGAGCUUCUUGUACGUCCGAGACAUCGAAAGUCGUGAUGUGUACAGCAGCAUAACGGCGUCUAGAAUAGGAUCAACAUGAUCAGCUAUGCUCGUAUGCAAAAACUCACGCGUACUUUCUACUCACAGUCGCGCCACUUGAUUGCGUGUAAACCAAGUUUGAUCACAGUGCCGUCGUUGAUGGGUCGAAAGCUGAUGUUGAUAUUAUCGCCCACCGAGAUGAGCCUCUCGCGCCUUGCCAUCAAGACACUCGAGCUUUCCAAGUAGCAAAUCAAGCAGCGGGAGACACGAUACAGUUGCCACUGCCUCUUUUGCGGAACAUGUAUUCAUUCA